AUGCCUCCUGCGAUCGAGUACGACCCGUUCGAUAUCACCGAUCUCCUGACCGUGCAACCCCUCCCUGAUGAACGGUCAUCCACGUGGAGCGGGUUCCAGUUACGCACAGGGUUGGAAAGUACACAUUUCUAUCUACCACAGACCGAACACAAGGAACUCCCGUUACUGCAACUUGGGACGUUGCACGUUCCCGAGGAUGCUGUCUCUCCGGAAUCCUUAGACCAAUCUUCUCUCUCAGCCUAUGACACCGCAGAAGACAAUAAUAGCGACCACGAAGGGGUGGACGUGUCGAUAACGACUGACCAAGAUGAUGUCUGGAUUCUGCCAGAUGUCAGAGAUUCUGUCCGAACCAAUAAACUCACGAGCUGGGAUCACUUCCUAAAUGAACAUCACAAGGAGCCGUCAAGUUCUUAUCUGGCCGAAGCGGGCGCGAGAGCUUUUGAUGCUGUGCUUGCAAUUGAAAAUCCUGAAGAUCCGCCUAAAGUUGCUCCCGGCGAUGCGUACCUAGAAGCACUCAUCGAGCUUGCGGUAGGUAGAUCUUCUCAAUAUAUGAGAUGGGAUGAUCAGUAUCAAGAGUUUGUUCCGACAGCAAGUCGCUUGACAAUGUCGGGCUACAGUCCUGAACUCGUUGAAGAGUACAGAGACUCGAUCGCCGCCAUGGGGAGAAGUAUGCGAAUAUUGUCUCGGGCUACGUCCAAACACUGCGCCACUCCGAGUUACCUUGCCUUCAGAGCUAUACUCGAGACGAUCCUAGCGGUAAUUCAGCAGUACAUGGAGCGUCAGCGAGCGACGAUUACUUCUCUAUUACAACUUCAAGACGCUGUAGUGGAACCAAAGCAGCUUCUUAGGGGUGUUGAGCAGCUCGAUCGGCUCGUUAGCCAGGACAAUGGCGCAUUCGCAACGCUGGCAGCGUUGCUUGAAGCUGUAGAGACCAUGUCCAUCAGAACCUCGCGGUGUCGCUAUGUCUGGAACACCAUUCUAGCAGCAGUUGCUGGACCUAUGUUGAGUCAAUUGGCUAGUGACCUGGGCCUUCAACUGCCAAAACUCGGCGACGCAAUCACAGGAGACAAAAUGGGAGAACCGGUAUGGCAAGCAAUAUGCUCCCCAGACCUCGCAGCGCUGAUUACAGAGACACGGACUUCGCUAAGGCUGCUGCGUGAAAACUCGGUCCUCACCAUGGAAGAGCUCAGAGCUGGAAAGCAACCACCUCCGAUGCUUACUCUGCAUUUUGAUUGGCAGGCCCUCGAGUCGGCUCACGCCUUGGCUGAGCAGUAUGAAACAACGGCAAGAAAUUCAUCUUUCUCGCGGACGACAGAUGAUGACAGCGCCGCCUUGCCGGACGUGACGACGAAUACUCUUACCAGCAUACCGGACCCGAUGGCCUUCCAGGAUUUCGAUUUCGAUCGUAUAUCUCCUGUACUUUUGCAAGCAGACGAGUUGAUCGAUGAGCGAAUACUGGCAUGCUUUUCUCCCGAAGUGCAACAACAAGCCGAUUAUCCCAUACCAUUUGAUCAAGUCUGGGCUCUGUCGCUUCGUCCUAUCGUUGCAGCACAACAUCGCUUACUUUCGUUCUCUGCGCUGCAGAUUCUCUUCCAGCAGUGUCAAGUACGAACGCACUUCGAUCUCUUGCGGCAAUUCCAGCUGUUUGGCAAUGGCUUGUUCACCGCCCGCGUCAGCGUUGCACUCUUCGACUCGCAACAAUCCAGUGGUGAAGGUCGGAGACGAGAUGGCAAUGUUACAGGCCUUCGGCUACAGAACAGAGAUGCGUGGCCACCAGCCAGUUCCGAGCUUCGGCUUGUGCUUAUGGGCAUUCUAUCUGAGCACAUGCCUAAGCACGUCGGUCCGGAGCUUGAGGAUGCCAUAUCCUUUUCACUGCGAGACUUGCCUGAAGCGGAACUGGAAGCAUGUCGUGACGUUGACUCGAUCUACGCCCUGGACUUCCUGCGGAUGCAAUACCGACCACCAAACACGCUGCUCCAGACAAUUAUCUCACAGGACGGUCUGGAAAAGUACGAUCGUAUCUUCCGCCACACCUUGCGCAUCCUCAGGCUGAAGAGCGUUGCUCAAAUGCUGCUGCGGGAAGUCAGUUGCAGGAACGCCUCGAAGGUGACGCCACAGGAGCACCGCUUCAGGAUAGAGACCCAGCACUUCAUAUCCACGCUGGCAGACUACAGCCACAACAUUGCCAUCGGGUCCCUCUGGGGGUCGUUCGAUCGUGCGCUGGCCGAAUUAGAGCGCAAAAUAUCCCAUGACGACUACGAGGGUGCACUGAAGCUGGGGCGGUCGUUGGAGCACAUCAAGCAGCUACAUGAGCAGACCCUCGACACGAUCCUGCGAGCGUUGUUGCUCAAGGAGAAGCAAUCGAAGGCUCGAAGGUAUAUCGAGCAGCUGUUUGACACCAUUCUGCGCUUUGCAGCCAGUCUGAGGCGGAAGGAUGCUGGGGCUGACGACCGACACGAUACGGCAGAAACGACGAGACGACAUUAUGAAGAUUUUGAGACGUAUCGGUCGGGCUUGAGGGAAGCCCUGCGCGGCGAAGAAGGCGUUCUCGAGCAUUUGCUGCUCCGACUUGAUUGGCGGGGUUGA
Messenger RNA from Cyphellophora europaea CBS 101466, 2586 nucleotides. RefSeq lists its product as uncharacterized. NCBI's taxonomy places the organism in Eukaryota, Fungi, Ascomycota, Eurotiomycetes, Chaetothyriales, Cyphellophoraceae. The coding region runs from base 1 to 2586 and encodes 861 amino acids. The transcript has a single exon. Gene Ontology annotation, cellular component: spindle pole; centrosome; equatorial microtubule organizing center. Gene Ontology annotation, molecular function: gamma-tubulin binding; microtubule minus-end binding. Gene Ontology annotation, biological process: mitotic cell cycle; cytoplasmic microtubule organization; spindle assembly. The record is from RefSeq and is a predicted model, not a curated record.